AUGGCGACAGUGAGCGUCUCCUACUUAUGGAUUGCGCUCGAGGUACGAGGAGCGCAAGAGCGCGCCGCAAGCGAUUUUUUGGCGGCAGGGCGCGUCCAGUUUAUCUUGCUCGGCCAAGUCGCCGCCGCCGCCGCCGCCAUGCCCAGCGACGACCCUGCCAGCACGCCCGAGCCGGUGGCCACGGCCACGCGAGUGCCUGCCGCGAUCACUGUCGGCGUCUGUGUGAUGCGGAAGAAGUGCGAGAAGCUCCGGCCGCUCCUCGCCGAGAUGACGAGCGGUGGCGACAUGACCGUGGUUGUAUUCGAGCAACAAUCCAUCCUAGAGGAUGCCGUCUCGGACUGGCCAGUGGUGGACGUCCUCGUUGCCUUUUACUCCAAGGGCUUUCCGCUCGCGAAGGUCGGCGAGUAUGUCCGGCUCCGCGAGCCAUUCUGCUUCAACGCGAUCGGGCCGAUGAGCGAGCUCCUCGAUCGGCGAGCCAUCUACUCGCGGCUGCAGCAAAUUGGCGUCGCUGUGCCGAAGCACGUCGUCUACGACCACCUCGGCGGCGGCGAAGGUCUCGUGCUGCGAGAGGACUACCUCGAGGUCAGCGGCGUCCGCAUCAACAAGCCGUUCGUGGAGAAGCCCGCCUCGGCCGAGGACCACAACAUCCACAUCUACUACCCGCCUUCGGUCGGGGGCGGCUCGAAGCGGCUCUUCCGCAAGGUGGGCGACUGCUCGUCGGCCUUUUACCCGGACGUGUCCGAGAUCCGGCGCGACGGCGCGUACAUCUACGAGGAGUUCCUGCCGACCGAGGGGGCUGACCUGAAGGUCUACACGGUCGGACCCAAGUAUGCGUACGCCGAGGCGCGCUCUCCCGUGGAGCCCGUGGAAGCGCGCAAGUCCCCGACCUUGGACGGGCGGGUGGUGCGCGACCCGAGCGGCAAGGAGGUCCGCUUCCCGGUCCUGCUCACGGCGCACGAGAAGGACGUGGCGCGCCGCAUCUCGCUCGCCUUCGGUCAAAUGGUCAACGGGUUCGACAUCCUCCGUGCGCACGGCGCCUCGUACGUGUGCGAUGUCAACGGCUGGUCCUUCGUCAAGCACGGCGACCGGACGCCGAAGCAGAAGCUCAAGAUGAGGGUUCGGAACGCGAAGCUGCUGCGCUGCUUCGAGGCGCACGGCGUGGGGCGCGGCUGCGCGGAGGCAAAGCUCAAGACGCCCGUUCAGCUGCAGGAGGUGCUCGACCUCGUCGAGGCGCUGCUCGCGGAGAGCGACGCCAAGCUCGCGCCUGGCUCGGAGAACUCGAGCGAGUCCGAGGCGGACGGCGUGCCGCUCGGCAAGCUGCGCCAGCUCCAGCUCGUGCUGCGGCGUGGCCCCUUCGGAGGGCUCAACCGCAAGCUGCAGGUCAAGACGGUGCGCGCCGCCGAGGGAGGCCGCCUCGAGGAGGCGCUCCUCGUCGCAAAGUGGGGAGGAGAGCUGACCGAGGCGGGGAGGGCGCAGGCGGAGCGGCUUGGCCGCUCGCUGCGUGAGCAGCUCUCGCGCGCCGACGGCGCCGACAACCUGCUUCACCUGCACUCGACCUUUCGGCACGACGUCAAGUUCUACUCGUCGGACGAGGGGCGCGUGCAGCUCACGGCGGCGGCGAUCGCUAAGGGCCUGCUCGAGCUGGCGGGCGAGCUGCCACCCAUCCUCGUGUCGCUGAUCCGCAAGGACGCCGCCGCGAACGCCCUCCUCGACGACAGCUCCGCCGUCUCGGCGCAGGCGAGCGAGAUCAAGCGCGUGCUGCACGGGCUGAUGCAGCAGCCGCCCGGCCUCGAGAGCGAGGCGGAGCUCGCCGAGCGGCUCGUGCCGACGAGGCUGCCCGCGCUGCUCGCGCCGCUGCGCGAGGUGGGCAGCCCGCGCGCGCGCGUCAAGGCGGUGCACGAGCAGGCGGGCCGGCUGCUCGCCUUGCUGCGUCAGCUGCGCGCGCAGCUCGGCGACGAGUACGAGCUCUACGGCGGCGAGAGCCUCUUCCUCGCGCUGCAGCGGUGGCGCAAGCUGACGACCGAGCUACACCGGCCGCGCAAGGACUCGGGUUUCGACAUCUCAAAGGCAGCCCGACAGCCGGUGCCCGACAUCUACGACGCCGUCAAGUUCGACUUGCGCCACAACCACGCGCGGCUGCACGGCGCGCUGCCCUGCCUCUGCGAGCUGCUGCGGCUGGUGCGGCCGCUCGCUCAGCUGGUCGUCCCGCUCGAGUACGGGUCUGCGGUGGGAGACAUGCUCGCGGUCGCCGUCGGCACGACCGCCGCGCUCUGCCGCAAGCUCGUCCUCGACUUACGCUCCGACCUGAUGCGCCUCGAGCACGGCGGCGACGCAAACCACCCCGAGACCGUGCACCAGCUCGACCCGAAGCACCGCUCGCGGCGGCCAACACGCUUCUACCUCACGUCCGAGUCGCACGUCUACACGCUGCUCAACCUGCUGCGGCACGCGCCACAGGCGCUCGGCGUCCCCUCCCUCUUCGACGAGGCUGGCCGUGCCGCUCUCGACGAGAUAGGCGAGCUGUCGUACCUCACGCACCUGAUGCUGGCCGUCUACGAGCACUGCGACGAGCCGGCCGACGACCCGCUCCGCUUCCAGGUGGUCGUCAAGUUCUCGGCGGGAGACCGCUCCGCGCGCGAGGAGGAGGCGGACGCGGAGGGCGGCAGACGCGGAGGGCGGCAGACGCGGGCCGACGCGGAGCGAGGCGGCGCGGAGAGUGCCGAGCUGCCGCUGCAGCCGCUGCACACGCUGCACCGCUCGCUGCCGCUGCGGUCCGUGCUCCGCUUCUUCGAGCACGUGUCGGACAGCCUCGAGAACGCCGCCACGCCGGAGCAGCGCCGCGCCGCGCACAGCCUCUCCUCCUCCCUCUCGACCGGGCCGGCGCGAGCGGCGGCGGUCUCGCGCUGCGCGCCGCCGUUUGGGCGCGCCGGCUCUGGCGACUCGGCGUUGAGCCUCUUUGCAAACGCCACGGUCACCGCACCGCCCGCGCGGCCCGAGCUGCUCUCCUCACCCGCCGGUGCGGCCGCCGGCAACGGUGAGACGUGACUCGUGAGGCGUGUGAGCGGGGCCGGCGCAGGGGGAAAGAGUCUCACUCUAGGAGCGCAUUCGAUGAAGAGUCGUGAAAGAGCCUUCCUUUUUUUCGUGUUUUGUGUUUACACAGUU
Messenger RNA from Emiliania huxleyi CCMP1516, 3162 nucleotides. RefSeq lists its product as hypothetical. Gene Ontology annotation, biological process: inositol metabolic process; inositol phosphate biosynthetic process. Lineage: Eukaryota; Haptophyta; Isochrysidales; Noelaerhabdaceae. The record is from RefSeq and is a predicted model, not a curated record. The coding region runs from base 1 to 3045 and encodes 1014 amino acids. Gene Ontology annotation, molecular function: 5-diphosphoinositol pentakisphosphate 1-kinase activity; diphosphoinositol pentakisphosphate kinase activity; inositol hexakisphosphate kinase activity. The transcript has 14 exons.